GUGGUUGGCGCGCAAGGUACAGAAUGGCGGCGGUGCUGGAGCUGCUGCUGCAGGAGCGGGUCACAGUGGACGAAGUGUUGCGCUGGGUGACGCACACGACGCAGGAAAGCCGUGUUGAUCCCACUCUUGCCUCACUUUACCUGCUUCGAAAAGACUUUGUCCCCUUUUUGCUCAAUUAUCUGCGCGAACAGACCAGUCAGAUCCUGAGUAAUGGUCCUUCUACCCCUGCAAAAACUCCAACUUCCAAGACUAGUGCAAAAGCUGUUAAUGUUAGCAGCCAAAGACCCAUCCCAGAGAGAAGAGCCAACAACUCAGCCGGACAUCGUGGAAGUCGAAUUCAGCUUUUUGCACAAACCCCCAAUAGUUCAUGUGCUUCAGAUACUUCUAUUUUGUCCCCAAACUCUGUAUCAAGUGACUCCUCUUUUAUGACGAGGUCAAACAUGAGUAGAAUAUCUUUACAGACUAGUCCAAAUUCAAGUUGCAGCCCUACCCAACACCACAGUGAAAAGCGAUCAGCACAGAAAUCAAAUUUUGGAAACUUUUUGGUGCUGACUCCAGAAGGACACACGAGUAGAAGAGGCAAAAGGAAGAACAAUACAUCCAAUCGUCAUGCUUCCAAAGACCUAAGCCGGCUCUCCUUGGAAGAUGAGGCGCAAAUGGAGAACAGUAUGUGGAGUUUGCAGAGGAGAAAGCAAGGGUGGGCUAAUACAAGCACCUCACCUGAUAGUGCCCAGCUAAACCUCACCAAUUUGGAAGAAUUUCCUCCCAUGGGAGCUUCCUGCGAGUCUGCAAGCAAAUCAAAACCAUCACGAAGGAUCAAUCCUACUCCGAUCAACGAUGCACAUUCCAAGUCCAGGCUGUGUUUUACCUCCACUCCAAUGGGUCCAUCCAGUAUGAGGCACAGUCGAACAGGAAUGGAUGUGUUUACCAGUGUACAGGAAGGUGCCUGCACCCCUUCCAUGGGAAGUUUACACGAGGAGAGGGAGAUACUGCGCAAAGAAAGGUCCAAACUGCUGCAGCAUACUUCGUCCCCAGUUGUGCUAGAUCCUGUCACUCCUACCAAACAGAGUUACACCAGAAACGCCAGUGUUUCAGUAGAUAUCGUGUCGUAUACUGACCCUGACAAAGUGUCUUGUAAAAGAUAUCUGAAGGUCCUGGCUGAGCUUUAUUCCUCUUGCAUUGCAGAAAAUUUAGUGCCAAAUAUAUUUCUGGAGUUCUUUUUUGUUCUGCAACUGCUAACAUCCAGAGGACCAUCUGGUACAGAUGACUGCGAGCUGGAGAUCACGCGAUGUAUCAAAGAUGCUGUGGAACAGAAACUCUUUCAGAGUGUGCACAAUUGUGUCUGGUUUGCAGUUCUGGUCCUCGAUUUUCAGUUUACUGUGAUUUCGCUCUUGGAUAAAAGCACCUUGAAGCUUCUUGCAGAGAAUGAACGUAUUGGUGCAUUUUCUCCUACCUUGCAAGAGAGACUUUUGGAAGCCUACAGGACCAGUACAGGGAAGGUAUCCCUUCUGCUUCCAUCAACUUUGCAUUCAGUGUCUUUCCAGCCAGAGACUGAUAACCGUUCCAAUUUUCCAAGUGAUAGAUCAUUCCAUAUCUUUAAGAAGCAGAGAGACAUUUUCUAUGAGCUUCUACGCGAGUGGGAGGAUUGCCAUGGAAAGACUGACUGGGAGUUUGAGCGUGGUUUGGGCAAUAAGAUAAGGGCUAUGAUGUUAAACCUCUCUGUAGCCUGUAAUCACAGUCAUUUUGCAAGACUCUUUCAGAGGCAGCUAGUUCAGAUGUGCAAGGGACCCACUGGAGGGAUGGGAGGUGUUGGCAGUGGUGAUUAUCCUGACCAAGAUGUACUCAACAUGCUUGGGUCUGAUAACCUUAACAGAUUGAAACGUCUACAGGAGAGAUUUGUGACUCCUCAGAGUGUUGGUGGCCCUUGUCCUCCUCCUUCUUUUCCUGGGUACCAGGAGUUCUUCAGAGACUUUAUUCUCAGUGCUGGAAACUACCAGUUUAAUCAGCACCUAAUGGAUAGUCUGUGCCAAGAAAUACAAGAGCUGGAUGCAAAUUCCAUUGUGGGGCGAGAGACAACAGAUGUAGAGUUGGAUGUGGAAGAACAGGAUGAAAAAGUACGCUUUGCUUCAAUUCUACUGACUCUACGGCUUCUGGCAAAGUUUCUGGGGUUUGUGACUUUCUUACCGUACAGGACCACAGAAUCUCUCUCCAGCGAAUUACAGGAAUCUGCAGUUUCCUUAAGGAACCAGACCCUCCCAAUGUUAAAUGUCUUGCAGUUGCUCAGACGCUCCAUACAGGACCAUCGUACAGUGUUGACUGUUCCUUGGGCAGUGGAAUAUCUGUCAUUGGUGGAUGGUGUUGCCCCGUACCUUGAUUAUUACAGAAAAGUGUUCUGCCUUUUACUCCAUCUAUACAGGAAUAAAUUGAUCCUGACGGAUGAGAAAGAGAUGAGCUUCUUAAACAAGCUGCUGCUUCUUGCGGUUCUAGGCUGGCUUUUCCAGGUGCCAGCUUUGCCAGAGGAAUUGUUUUUCAACAGUGAAGCUGUUCAGGAUGAGAUUUCAGUGGAGUUGAUGUUGUCCGUACAGGGGCUGGACAGCGUACCAUUGGUGGAUCAACAACUGUUAUACAACUGUUGUCCUUAUAUUGGUGAACUGAAGAAAUUGCUGGUUUCUUUUGUGGCUGGCUGUGGAGCAAAGAAUGGGGGUUUCAUAAGAAAAAUCACUCCCACUGCUGCAGAACCUCUGAUGCCAAAACCAACAUUAUCGCAAAAAAAACUUCAGGCAGAACUGGAACAAGCAUUCUUCCAUAACCAGCCUCCAUCUCUACGUAGAUCCGUUGAAUUUGUGGCUGAACGUAUUGGGUCCAACUGUGUCAAGCACAUCAAGGCGACUCUGGUGGCAGAUCUUGUGAAACAAGCAGAGACCAUCCUGAAGGACAAAGUGACAGAAGACAGUGCAGAAAAUAGCAGGCUGCUGGACAGCGUGUGUGUCAAGCUCUGCGAGGAUGGACGGCAGGCUCUGCACAGAGGCCAAGAAUACUGCAAGAAAAAGGCUCCAGAGGCUGUCAGAACGCUGCUCCCUGAGGAGACGUCUAAAUGUGUUCUGCGUAGUGCUGAAGAAAUUGCUGUGUCCUUGGCAAUAGAGAAGGCAUGCACAUGGUUAAAUACAAACAUCUCAGUAUUAAUUAGGAGGGAGGUAAAGGCUACGUUAAAUCACAUGGUAAAGGCACAAAGUUCAAUAUCCUCAGUAGGUACGGACGUGAAGAAGGGGUGCCGGGAAGGCUGUGAGCACAGAGUAACACUCCCUUCUGUGCUUGUUAUAGAGGUAAAGGAAAUUCUGUGCAUUGCUCUUGGGCCACGUUAUAUUGAGGAAGGAGUGGAAAUUGCAGAACUGGAAAGUUUUAUUGAUCGUCUAUCAGAAACUCUCAAUUGUCGUAAAUAUCUGACCACCACAACAGAGCAUCAUCUUGCUAAAUGCACAGUGGAGCUGGCUUCACAUCUAGUGUCCGAUCAGGUUCCCUUGAUGGGUUCCACAACUUCACAGGCAGAUCCUGUGCAGGCGCAGAACAGGAAGCUUGAAGAAACCAGACGUGUCCUGACAUCUUUACUUAAUGUCUGGAGGAAUGACUUCAGGGUUCCAGUACCUGUACAGCUAAUGCUUAGUCACAAAAAUAUCACUAACAUUAAGCAUAUUCAGAGGUGCAAGUGGGAACUAUUGAUGUUCAUGCUACAACAGCUGGCUGGAAUGGGACUGCUAAAGCAUGCCGAUAUCCGCAGACUGCAGGAAGCCCAGCGGACUUCAGACUUGUUGGUGGAGCUGGAUAGAUUAGUACUUGGAUCUGAAACUCUAAGAAAACCUGAGGAACCAAAAGACUCACCACAUAUACAUGUGAGACACAAAGUAACAGGAAUCAUAGCUCCCAGCUAGUCCCAGAAUCAGUCCUUGUAUAUUCAUUGCUGCUGCUGCUAUUUGUGCUACACUUCUCACCUGUGAGUAAAUAAGGACAAUGAACUGUCAGUGACCAUACACCUGCUACCUGCAGCUAACCCACAAGUGACUCUGACCUGUAAGCACAUCUUUAUUCAGAUUUUAUAUUUAUCUGUAAAUAUUUUAGAGGGAUAUGUGUAUUUUUAUGGAACAGUAACACAGUAAGCAACUGACAUGGAUCUGCAGCACAUGCAGAAUGUGUUUCACUUUCAGUAGACACGUUGCCUAAUAGGCACAGGUGACAGGUCCACUGUCAUCCCUAUUUUACUUACCUUAAAUGUAUUCAGAAAUCUUUGUUUCAAAAAGUGUUGGGACCUAUUCUCAGGCACGGUCUCGUCAAACAGCUGGAUGGCAGGGUGUCUGUAUUCGGACCUCCCACCAAUCAGCUAUUGAUUAGCUAUUCUGAGUAGGUCACCAACAUUUUACUGGCAGAAAACCCCUUGAAAGUAAGUCUGCCACCUCCAAUAUCAGUUUUUAAGCAAGCAUGCCACCAUGUUUGGUGGGUGCCCCAAACCAUACCCUUUUGGUGAAAAUCCAGUC
This is a messenger RNA of Bufo bufo (common toad), 4526 nucleotides long. RefSeq names its product codanin 1 (gene CDAN1). Gene Ontology annotation, biological process: chromatin organization. The record is from RefSeq and is a predicted model, not a curated record. Gene Ontology annotation, cellular component: nucleus. The coding region runs from base 24 to 3926 and encodes 1300 amino acids. The transcript has 28 exons. Lineage: Eukaryota; Metazoa; Chordata; Amphibia; Anura; Bufonidae.